Lutzomyia longipalpis is the source of this 9565-nucleotide messenger RNA. RefSeq lists its product as uncharacterized. The transcript is spliced from 8 exons. Gene Ontology annotation, cellular component: nucleus. Bases 1471 to 3843 code for a protein of 790 amino acids. NCBI's taxonomy places the organism in Eukaryota, Metazoa, Arthropoda, Insecta, Diptera, Psychodidae. Gene Ontology annotation, biological process: regulation of DNA-templated transcription. The record is from RefSeq and is a predicted model, not a curated record. Gene Ontology annotation, molecular function: DNA-binding transcription factor activity; cis-regulatory region sequence-specific DNA binding.
ACACUGAUGAUCAGUGUUGUGUAAACGAUGUCCGGAAUAUGUUACAAAUAAAAUUUCAUUUUAUUUGAUUUGUACAACACAUAUUCUUCUUCUUAAUUUGUUCUUUUCGUUGCCUUGUGUAAAAAAAAAAUGGGCACAUAUCACGUUGAACAUGCGGAUUUGUCUAUAACAAUUAUUACAGAUGUAUUGAGUUUUUCCUUUAAUACUGUUGGUACAUUUUGAGAUUGCGAGAAAAGUGUGUUUUUUUUCUGUUUAUAUGUACGUCUUACAUAUGUAUGUAUAUGUACAUAUGGUGAGUUUUGCUUUUCGUCAAGGUGCUCUCUCGCAGUUACAACGGAUCAGACCGGGUUUAUUGAUAAGUGAGCGAUAGAGAGAGAAAGCUGCAAAAGAAAAUUCCAUCAACUCCCGGCAUCUCACAACGACCAGGCGAAAAUCAAGAGAGAGAGAUACCUACUACUGAAAGUUCAACACGAGAGAGGACACCAAAAGGAAAUUUUGCUUGUGAGAAUUUUGCCUAUGGUCGUUUCGCAUGUGACCGAGUUUUCGCAGUGUGUGCAAAUGAGAUCGACGCAGCACAUCCACGGGUGUGUGUGGAAAAUCAGUGAAAUUUUCCUUUAAAACUCCCAAAGAAUUAUAUAUAACAACUAGAGUGCAAAAAGAAAAGUCUCUAAAUGUAGUGUUUCAACAAGGAGAAAAAUCAGCAAGGAUACAUGGAUUUUUAGCCCAGGAGAUAUGAUUAAAAAAAAUGUGCGAACUGACUGUGAAAAAUACUUAUGUAUAUAUAAAUAAAAUCGUAGAUGUGUAGUGCUAUCUCUUUGGGUAGGGGAGUUGCGAGUGAGUGAGAUAGUUGGGGAAUUUUUUUUAAAGAGAAGUGUCUACCAACCAGCAGUGCUUAUAGAAUUUGUCGAGAGAACACAAGAACCGGGAGCAAGUUCUACUCGUCACAUUUCAUUACUGUGCUGUAUUUCGCGUCGCGAGCGACGAGUUGAAAAAAGUCGGUCACCAUUUAUAAAACUGUUUGGUUUGAUGCUUUUAUAAAAGCUGCUCAAACUCCAACAACGCGUUUAAUUUUUCUUCAUUGUGUAAUCAAACUAAUUCACAUUACAAUGCAUUCAAAUUUAGCUCAAAGAAGGUGCAUUUGAUUUUUCUUUUCUUUUCUUUUCAUUUUCUUUUCAUAUUGAGAAGAUAAAUAAUACAUAAUUUUUGGUGUGAUAUUGAAGGGAGAGAAAGUGCUUUAACAAGAAAAUUCUCAUCAUCAGACUAUUCAACAUUGAUUCUCUCCCAUGGCGGUGUGAUAUAACGUGAACUUUCCAGUAGUGGGUGUUUAAAGACUUUUUGCAAGAGAAAUUCUCAUAUUAUUUGUUACUUCAUUCUAAAAAAAACCAAGAGAUAGGGAAUUUCCAACAAAUCAUCGAAUUUUCCAAAGGAAAUUCAACAAAAGAAAAUCAUUUCACUUCUAGUGAAGUUAGCAUGAGAUUAAUGUCACCUGAAAGACCUCCAUCGCAGGAUGGUGGUCCAAUGUUGGAAUCACCGAGUUUAAUAAUGUCAUCAAUGCCGAUCGAGUCGAGCCAUGUGAUCCUGCAGCAGCAUAUUCAGUAUAGCAAUCCAGGGAUUGGUGGUGGCGGUGACGGCGGUGGCGGCGGUGGUGGGCAUAUUGUGAUAAAUGGGAAUGGCAUGGCAACGGGUAGUGGUGGUGGCAGUCGGAGUGUCAAUGGUCAGGGAGUAGUUGCGACGGGGGAGCAAACGGGGUCUUCCAAACUUUUGGUGCUACAGCAAACCGGUGAGAACUACAUUGCUGCAAGUCCACUGUCAUUUGCAGCAAAUGAAAAUAAUGGUGUUGGGAAUAUUGUUUUGCUGGCAACGGAGCAAAUGGAUGUAAAUCCCGGUGAUCACAAUGGGAUUGUAACAUCGGCAAAUGGUGGUGAUGAGGAAUUGACACCACUCACAUGGCUCCACAAUAAGGAUUUACUAAAGGGAAUCAAUCUAUCGUGUGCAAAAGUUCAAUCAAAUAGCGAUACAUUGAUUAAGCAGAAUACAACGGGAGCAAUGUCGCCAACAAGUGAUUUCUUGGAGGAUUCAUGUAUAUCUGAGGACAACACAUCAUCCAUUGUGUCCAAUUCGGAUCAGAGUAUUGGGAUCUACAGUACGGAGACAUCACCAAAGUUGUACAUAAGUCCCAACAAUAACAAUAACACCAUUAACAAGAAUCGCAAUCACUUGACAACAUCAACGAGAACUUCGGCUGUUCAAGUGAGCCCGGGUGGGACAACGACCGUCAUUGAAUACCAUUCAAGUGGGAAACAACAGCAGCACAAUGGUAUUGGUGGUCAGGCAGGAAAUGUAGCCAGUAGUACUGGUGGUGCUUCCACAUCCACCACAUCUACCACCACCACUACCUCAACACCCCAUCAACAUUUCCACAAAAAGUAUCUCCGGGAAGAGCAUGUGAAGACACUGAGACAAAAUCAAAAUGAUUCUGGCUUUGUCUCACCCACAACAGUGGGGCAGCAGCAGUAUGAGAGUCCACCGCAGCAGCAGCAGCAGGCUCCGUCUCCCACGCAGCCUGCAUCACCGCUGAGACAUCGAAGCGGUGGCGGUGGUGGGGGUCAGAGUCAGAAGACACACCUCGCCACCACCCCGUCGAAACACAAACACCCAACUAAUCAACCCUAUGAUCCCCAAGUACACACCACCAAUAAGCCACCGUUCAGCUUCAGCUCACUCAUUUUUAUGGCCAUUGAGGAUGCAUCGGAGAAGGCAUUACCCGUCAAGGAGAUCUACGCGUGGAUUGUCAGGCAUUUCCCAUACUUCAAGACAGCCCCGACUGGAUGGAAGAAUAGUGUUCGUCACAAUUUAUCUCUCAACAAGUGCUUCCAAAAAGUCGAAAAAGCCCCGAACAUGGGCAAGGGAUCUCUGUGGCGUGUUGAGCAGCAGUAUCGCCAGAAUUUAAUUCAGGCACUUACUCGUUCACCUUUCCAUCCAUUUUCAACAAAUUUCGACAAGACUGUGUACAAGACUCAGCAAGGGUCAAAUGACUCAUCUUCUGCCUCUAAGUCAUCGAGUGGACGUCCAUUGAAUGCCUCUCUGACGCCUCGUCUCUCAAAAUUUAUGGCUGAACUCGAUGCUCCACCGGAGCCGCCAGCAAGUCCACCGAUUGAGGAUGAGUACCGCCACUUGACGUCGUACAGCUACUAUGAGAAUGGGACAAAUGCUAUGCUCAAUGUGUUAGUCAAUAGUAAUGAAAAUGGUGGUAGCAGUGCCCCAAGUAGCAAUGGUGGGAGUCCAGAGAAAAUUGCAAGAGACUGGGGUGCUGAUAGUAGUAUUGAGGAUGUCAAUGCUGCCACAGCAAUGUUAGCACUCAAGCAUGGGCCCAAGGUGUUUGCUGAAAGCUUCCAAAAUGGGCGUCCAGUGAUUACAUCUUCACCAAGUGAGGAUCACACAUAUUCCGCUGGUGGGAACAAUGGUACUACAUCCACGGGAAUCGGGAAUUUGUCCGCAAAUUCGUCCAACAGCAAUAGUUUGGACAAUACAAGCAAUGGUACAUCAUCGGAUGCUGCGUAUGAGAGUAGUGAGGAAAGUCAAAUGACAUCACGUGCUCAGGAAGAUUUGGAGGAGCAACGUCGCAAGGCGGAGGGUGUUGAUGCCCUGCUAAAUUUAGCUGGGGUCUCACUACCACCUACAGCUCCCAUUAUGCUGAAGCGUUCUUCAGUGGACAAUCAAUUCCACUAUCAGACAUCAUCGACAGACGCAGAGACCCCCCUAUCGUCCCCAUCGCCCUCAAAGCGCUCCAAACAGAGGCCCAUUCGUACCAAACUCAAGAAGAAGGCCGCCUGGUUGCGGUAAUAUCAGAUGCAUCAGCAGCUACUAGGUAGUCUCGAGUAGGAAGAGUGAGUUUUUUAAUUUUUGAAUUUUUAUUUCUUCCAUUUUCUCCUCUAAAUUGUUCUUUAAAAAAAAAUAGAAAUGAUAAUGUUUUUUAGAUUGUAUAUUAUUUUUAAUGUUUUAACCUUAUUAGUGACACUAUAUAAUAUACAUUUUAUUAAAUUAUCAUAAAUAAUGUAUGAGAAUAUAAUAGUUGCUAGAACAUACCACUUAUACUACUACUACUACUACAUGAAGCUCUUACAAUGAUGGAAAAUUCUCAAAGAAAUGAAGAAAAAAAAAAGAAAUAAAUAAAUGAAUGAAACUUAAACUGAAUCAAUGCAACAAGACAUUUUUUUUUUCAUAAGAAAAUUUUAAAAAAAAGUGUUCUAAAGCAAUUUUUCCGUGUUGGCUUUGUUGAAUUACUAAAAUAGUAAAGAAAAAAAGUGGAUAUUAUAGCUGCAAAGAAGAAGUAAAGAAGAAGAAAAAAAGAGGAAGAAGUGAGAUGAAAGAUGAGUAAUUAAAAAUUGCAUUAAAUUACCAAUAUAUAAAACAUAUAUAUUCACUAUUAUAUUUAGAAAUUAUUAACUGAUAAAACAUGUUUACAAGACAACAAUCCAACAAGAUAGCUAAUGUAAACAAAUUUUCAAGCAAUAUCAGCGAGGUAAUGUAUAGUUUGUGGUUAAUUAAUUGCAAGACAACUUGCAUGCGAAGGUGGUGCAAAAUGUGGGGAUUUUAUUUUCCAUUUGAUAAAAAAUACGGAUGAAAUCUUUUCUGGUCAGAUGAUUCUGUUUUUAAUCAGAAGAAUAUUCCGUUUUGAUCAGAAGAAUCAGAAUAAUGAGUUUUGGUCAGAAAAACGUUCCAAUUCAAUGAGAAAUGUUCCAGUUUUGUCAGAAAAAUCUGCCAUUUUGAUCAGGAUAAUAAGAAAUUAUUCAAGAUAAUUAGCAAUUGAUCAGCGAAACGGAUUCAUGAUCAAAAGAGUUAAUACAUUCUGGUCAUAAAAAAAACGUUGAUAAUGAAAAUUUGACAUGAUCAUCAUUCUGUCACUUUGAUCAGAAAAAUAUAAAAAUGAUCAUGUAAAUAACUGAUCGAUUGCUAAUUAUUCUGAUUAAUUGCUAAUUUCCUGAUUGAGUGUCAUAUUUUUCUGAUCAAAAUGGCAGGUUUUUCCGACCAAAACGAAACAUUCUUCUGAUCAAUAGCAUAAUUUUCUGAUCAAAAGAUGGAACCAACAAAAUACGUAUUAAAGGAAAAAUUUAAUUAAAUUAAUUUUGAGACUUUCGAUCAAUGCAUUGUUUUCGGUCUGAAAGUACAAAUAAAAAGAGGAUAUUACAUAAAUAUACCUAUAUAAUAUGAAUGGAAGAGAGCUAAACAGAAUGUAGGUAUUCAAAAUUUUAACAGCCUGCAGUGAAGUGAUUCGUUGAAGAAAAGGAUGUUGCAUGAUAAAUGAGGAGAAUGACUAAAAAAAAAACUGCUGGAUAGGUCCCAUUACGAUGUGGAAAAUUUCCCUCUUUUGCAAUCCUUACGGUCUGAUCAUACUAUGGUUUUAAAUGUGCUUAAGGGGGGACUCAUGGGCAAACUGUUGGAAUUGAAACAUAUUUAAUGUUUUUUAUUUUUUGGGGGUUUUUCUUAAACUUGGUUUUCCGAUGUUGGUUACAUUUAAAGACUUAUUGAAGUGUAAGAAAAUCACUUUCCGCCAUUUUAGGUGUGACCCCAUCUUGUAAUUUUUUCGACUUUUCCACAGAACUGCCCUAAAACACAAAGGUAGGUUUUUCUCGGGAUCUAUUGGAUGGAUUUUAAUGGGGUAAAAAGCAAAUGAAAGAGGAAGUAUCAACGAACAAUGUACCAGAACAGAUUUUUGAAUUUAAACUUUGAAGCUGAGAAAAGUAGAAAAAAAUUCUUGUGCACUUUUCAUAGCUUCUGAGUGGAAAUUCAAAAAUUCAUUCCGGUACAUUGUUCGUUGAUACUUCCUCUUUCAUUUGCUUUUUACCCCAUCGAAAUCCAUCUAGUAGAUUCUAAGAAAAACCUACCUUUGCGUUCACCAGCUCUCAAAAGAGACCCCCUUAAAGGUUUCUAAUUUUUCUUAGGUUAAAGACAUUUCUUUUAAUUUCAAAUUCUCAUGGAAUUUUAAUCAGAAAUCGUUGUAAAAAUUCGUUCCAAAACCUUUUUCUUAUAAUAAAGAAAAAGAUUUUUAAAAUAACCUCAAAAAAUCGAUUUAUAUGAUUUUUUUUGUGGAUUUCAAAGAAAUAAUUCAUUGAAUGGGACUGUGAAGAGGAACAAUAAAGGAUUGCAACAUACAACAUUAGAAGCUUUGUCAACACUCGAGGGCAUGUAAAAUUGUAUAAGAAAAAACAUUAAAGAUUAGUUAAGAUGUAGAUAAAUGAAAAUACGUACCAGAAAAUUACGUGGAAAUUCUGUUAAGCUGACAUUAUACACACACAUUUUUCUGUUCAACUUGUUGAAUGUUAAGCAAAAAAAAAAAGAAGUAUCACACUUGAUAUAAAAAAAAACAUUAGGAUGAAUAUUAUAAAAAUAAUAAAUUCACGCUUCUCUUUAACAAAAAUGUGAAACAACAAUCACUUAGAAAAAGAAAGAUUGUACUAAAUGUAUUUUAUUACGACGAGAAGGUAAGUUAAUAAAAAAAAACUGAGAGAGGUUUUAAAGAAUUAAACACUGAGAAAAAAAACGUAUAAAAGCGUUUUAGAGUAGUGUAAUGAUGGAUAAACUCAAAAUGAAAAAAGUAGAGAGAAAAGAAAACGCAAAACAUAUUUUUGAUGAUAAAAGUAUAGAAUGAAAAAUAAAUCCACAACACAAUUUAAAUGAAAAAUGAUAACAUUUUGGUGUAAUUUAACGCCAAUGUAACUUGCUUAUCUAGUGCUUUUACUUUUAAGGAAAUUAUAUACACACACCCAGAGUAUAUAAUGUGGCUAGAGAAUGAGAAGGAAAAAAAAAAAGUGAGUAAAUGACAUUUUUUGAAAGGUGUAAAAAUGGUGGAGAUAGAGAAAAAAAAUUUAAACAAUGUUACCAAAUUCUAAAUGAAACUUAUUAGCGCUUUCCUGUUACACAAAAAAAAUGAAAAAUAAGAAAUAUUAUUAUAGCAUGAUAUGAAGAUACAUGUAGAUAGUUCUUCUUUUUAUUUUUCUCUCUUUGCGAAAAUGCAAGAGGAGAUGAGAAUUGCCCAGCACCCACACUUGUUAAGCAAUAUAAUCUAAAAAAAACUAAAUGAGAGAAAUGAGUGAUGUGUGUGUUUUUAUUUGGGAAAUAUGAAUACACUGUCAUGAAAAAGUUUCCGGUCAAAUGAAAAUGGGGAUUUUUUUAAAUUUACACAUUUUUAAUGUUGUAAUUUUUGGGGGUUUUCUUAAACUUGGUUUUCCGAUGUUGGUUACAUUUGAAGCCUAAUUAUUGAAGUGUAAGAAAAUCACUUUGCGACAUCUUGUGAUUUACCGACUUUUCCACAGAACUGCCCUAAAACACAAAGGUAGAUUUUUCUCAGAAUCUACUGGAUGGAUUUCGAUGGGGUAAAAAGCAAAUAAAAGAGGAAGCAGCAACGAAAAAUGUACCGGAACGAAUUUUGGAAUUUCAACUUUGAAGCUGAGAAAAGUAGAAAAAUAUUCUUGUGCACUUUUCAUAGCUUCGGAAUGGAAAUUCAAAAAUUCGUUCCGGUACAUUGUUCGUUGAUGUUUCCUCUUUCAUUUGGUUUUUACCCCAUGGAAAUCCAUCCAGUAGAUCCUGAGAAAAACCUACCUUUGUGUUUGUGAUAGUAUCGUGGAAAAUCACAAGAUUUUUUUACUCUUCAAUAAUAAGUCUUUAAAUGUGAUCAACACUUGAAAACCAAGUUUAAGAAAAACUCCAAGAAAAAUAAAAACAUUUAAUUUCAUCAAGUCUCAAAAGAAACCCCCCUUAAAGAAGUUUAAUCGUUUGUAUAUGAGCUCAACACGCGUGCUUCUUGUAAAGCAUUAAAAAAUGCUCAGAUCACGCUUGAAAAAUAAAAGAAAUAGUUUUUAUUGGGAUUAGCUAGGAAAACCAAAAAAAUCUAAACAAUGAUUUUAUGUUUUCUUUUUUGAGUUAAUUAAAAUGGCCGUCAAACAAAGAAUAUAACCUUUCCAAAACUAUUUCAAUUGUUAAAACCGAUUAACUACAAACGGAAUAAAAACUGAAAUACUUUUCCUUAAAAAAAUCAUCAAUUUUUGCUUGUCCGAAUACCUUUUUACUGCAGUGUAUUUCUUCUCUGUGCCCUCCUUUUCCUUUUUAGAUAGGUAUGAAAGAGGAAUAUUAAAAAUGAGAGUGUUUUAGACGAUCAUAAAACCAAUUACCAUAUUUUAUUUUUCUAAACUGCUUUUUGUGGCAUUUCACAGCGCGAUUUGUUAUUAAAAAAAACAUUGUUUUCUUCAAAAUGUGCCAAAUGCUUUAUUUUUUAAUUUUUAUUGAUUUGUUUUUAAUAUUCUAUUUUUUUUUAAAUUGUUAUCCCAAAUUGCUUAAAAAGAGAAUGCUAAGAAAUUAUUAUAUGAAUGGCAUUAAAAUUUUAUUAGUGCCAUAGCACCAUGUAAAAGAUUGUCUUUCGAUUUUUUUGAUCUAAAAUUUAUUUUAAAAAAAUUUCCCAAAAUUAAUUAGAAUUUUACCUUUUUGAAAAUUGAUUAAAAACCUAAAAAUUUGUUGCAUGGUGUAGUUUUUAAUGAAAUUUCAAUACAAGAUGAAAGAAAAACAAAACUUAGUCAUCUUCACUACCUCUUCCCUCUUAAUUUUUUUUGUUAAAAUAUAAAUCCAUUUAUUGCUUAUUUUAUGCAAAUACAGUUUAAUUUUUUUGCUUAAUUUCUCCUCCUCAAACUGUCUUCCAGAUCUUCAACAAUUAGAAUUUAACAAAAAAAAAUGCUAUUAAAGAAAAUGGUUAAGAGAUGAAUGUUGUUGCUGUUUCUAUUUCUUUAUUUCUUAUCUCUCGCUCUUGAUAAAAAAAAAACUUUUAAAGUAGGAAAUGUAUUAAAGAAAAGAAAUGAAUCAAAGUUCUUAAGGGUCUCUUGUCUCAAAAGAUAUUCCAAAAAAGGUUUUUUUUUUUCCAUUUUCUUUAAAUUAUUCGGAAUUUUUGUAAUUUGUACAGAAAUGAAUAAAAUCGAAAGCAAUAUUUAUUGAAUUUGUAAUUUGUUAUUCUACAAUAAACAUUGUAGAAAUAAUUCAUCCCUCCCCCCCUCCUCCCACAGAUGAAUGGUAGAGAAAGCGAAAAAAAUUUAGAAAUGAAAAAAAGAGAAAAGAAACAUUUUGAAAUAGAUUUGCGAUGAAUCACUAUCAUUAGCCGUUAAUUACUUAUUAUUAAAAAUAUUGAUUCUAAGAACCUUAAAUAAAUUCAUACUAUGUAUAUUAUGAGAUGAUGAAGAAAAAAAUAUAUAUUAACUAUGAUUAUAAGUGAGAAAAGAUGAAGAAGAAAACUCUUAUAAAGUCGCUACCACUAUUAAAUUUUAUCAAUUCUAGAGUUUAAUAAUAAUGCCUUUUUCCUUGUAAAAGUGAAUCAAUAGGAGGAACAUUUUUUUUGUGAAUGAGAAAAGUUUAGUGGGUGGUUUAAGAAAAAAAUAAUAAGAAGGAUUAGUAUAUAUAAUGGAGACCUUAUGAAAAAUGUUUUAUUUAAAUAUAGUGAUGAAAAAUAAUAAGGAAUGUAUAAACUACAAUUUCAAAAAAAAGGAAGAACCACUUGAAGCAAAUAUUAAAUUAACUUAAAAAAAUA